Molecule: messenger RNA, 535 nt
Organism: Hypoxylon fragiforme
Lineage: Eukaryota; Fungi; Ascomycota; Sordariomycetes; Xylariales; Hypoxylaceae
Exons: 2
Coding region: 66-431 (121 amino acids)
Source: RefSeq, a predicted model, not a curated record
GUUCAACACUAUGUAUGUAGUAUGUACAUGUAAGAACAAACAACAUUGAACCUUGAAGAUAGCUAAUGAAAUGUCACUACGUAGGAUCUUGGUGGUUCCUUCAAAGUUCACCCCUCUCUCCUUCGUGUACUUUCUCGGGCUCGCCGAUAUCUUGCAAGCUUUCCGCUUCCCUUUGUCUAUCUUGGGAUCUUUGUUCGCAAACUCUCCAACCUGAAGUUCAGUGUUCCUACAGCGAUCCUAUUCCUUUGUUGGCAAAAUGUCUCAUAAUCCUUUGUCUCACACCCGUCAAUCUUGCUAUUGUUUACCAGCAAUUCCCUAUUAUGAGAGUAAUAAACAUUCAACUGCCCCCUUUCAUGCAUCUUUCAUUCAUUUCUUUCGUAUUGUAUUUCGUUCCAUCCUCCCUCAAGCUGACCAGUUCAGCUAUUCAUUAAACCUAGAGUGUGAUGUUGUGAUCCCUCGAGGGUGGUCUAGUGACUAUGACUUCGGGGGUCGGGAGUUUAUACUCAUUCUUUACCAUGUCCCUAUCAAAGCUCUG